This is a messenger RNA of Asparagus officinalis (garden asparagus), 1311 nucleotides long. Its product is annotated as probable LRR receptor-like serine/threonine-protein kinase RKF3. The transcript has a single exon. The record is from RefSeq and is a predicted model, not a curated record. Gene Ontology annotation, biological process: protein phosphorylation. Bases 16 to 1173 code for a protein of 385 amino acids. Gene Ontology annotation, molecular function: protein kinase activity; ATP binding. Lineage: Eukaryota; Viridiplantae; Streptophyta; Magnoliopsida; Asparagales; Asparagaceae.
GCGAGGCGGCAAUCGAUGAGGGGGAGGGAGAGGUUGGAGAAGUUGAAGGUUAGGGACAGGGAUACUAGAUCACAAGCGUUGGAGAAUAUAAGCGCGAGCGCGACGUUGGUCAAGUUCGGUUUCGAUGAGAUUAAGUACGCGACGAGGAGUUUCUCGAGGGAGAACAUUGUAGGGAAGGGAGGGUAUGGAAAUGUCUAUAAAGGUAGGUUGAAGGACGGGUCGGAGGUGGCUCUCAAGAGGUUCAAGAACUGCUCGGCUGCCGGUGACGCGAGCUUUGCUCACGAGGUGGAGGUGAUUGCUAGUGUUAGACACAUGAAUCUUAUGGCGCUGAGGGGGUAUUGCACCGCGACGACAACGAUGGAGGGGCAUCAGAGGAUUAUAGUUUGUGAUUUGAUGAAGAAUGGGAGCUUGCACGAUCAUCUAUUUGGCUCUGAUGGGAGGAAGUUGAGUUGGCCAAUUAGGCAAAAGAUUGCGGUUGGGACUGCGAGAGGGUUAGCUUACCUACAUUACGGAGCUCAACCCACGAUAUUGCAUAGAGAUAUUAAGGCAAGCAAUAUUCUGUUAGAUGAACGGUUUGAGGCGAAGGUGGCUGAUUUUGGAUUGGCUCGAUUUGCUCCUGAGGGGAUGACUCAUGUUAGCACUAGGGUUGCCGGUACUCUUGGCUAUGUAGCUCCGGAGUAUGCUUUGUAUGGGCAAUUAACCGAGAAGAGUGAUGUUUUUAGCUUUGGUGUGGUGUUGCUUGAGCUUUUGAGCGGGAAGAAGGCAUUUUUAACUACAGAUGAUGGGCAAAACUCUCUUUUGACGGAUUGGGCUUGGUCAUUGGUGAGAAAAGGGAAGCCGUUGGAUGUUAUUGAAGAGGGCAUGGAGGAGAUGGGACCAAAAGAAAUUAUGGAAAAAUAUGUUCUUGUUGCUGUGCUUUCUUCUCAUCCCCAGUUACAUGCAAGGCCAACAAUGGAUCAGAUAGUGAAGAUUUUGGAGACUGAUUUGGCCGUUCCUACCAUUCCAGACCGGCCUUUACCUCUUGUGGCGAAUUUGGAUGAGAUUGAGAGGUCAGUGAGCAGUAGCGGGUCGGGGCACUUGUCCAGUGUUUCUGGCUACCAGCAAUUUGCCUUUGGAAAUGAAGUUUCGGUUCUUAUUGAUCGAACAGAGUCUGAUCCUGGCACGCCAGGAUAGAUCUCUGGUAUGUACGCUUUGCAUUGUUUGUUGAUUUAGCUUGUCUGAUAUUAAUGUUACAAAUGAGGGUUUCUUUUGUAAAUAAUGUUAAUUUUUUUUUGUAGAUUUUAUUACAUUUGAGGAAAGAGUUUGUGUUAA